Messenger RNA from Cuscuta europaea, 2055 nucleotides. The record is from the annotation of a GenBank genome assembly. NCBI's taxonomy places the organism in Eukaryota, Viridiplantae, Streptophyta, Magnoliopsida, Solanales, Convolvulaceae.
GAAAAAUCAGAUAUUUUCCGCGGAGGUUUAAAUGAGGGUGCGACUUCGUGUCGAAAGAAGGGACAGCAGACACUUGUCGCCUCCAGCAAGCUCUACACCGGCGAGGAAGAAGAAGCCAACGACACGCUUCCCCAACUCCGUCUACCUUUUCCUAUUACAAAGGAUUCAAACUUGGUCAAGAAUGGGUUCUUACUUGAACUUCAAGAACUCUGGGGAGGCUCCAGUGAGCAGACAAACUUCGAUGUACUCACUGACCUUUGAUGAGCUCCAGAGCACACAUGGUGGACUUGGGAAGGAUUUUGGGUCAAUGAACAUGGAGGACCUACUGAAGAACAUAUGGACAGCUGAGGAGGAAUUUAAUCAAUCCCUCGCAUCUCCUUCUCCAAAUAGCUUUUUAACCAUUCCUAGGACGCUUAGCCUGAAAACUGUCGAUGACGCGUGGAAAGACUUCCAGAAAGAGACAGUCUCGAAAAGCUAUGGAGAAAUGACACUUGAGGACUUUUUAGUGCGAGCUGGCGUUGUAAGGGAGGACAGAAUGGUAAAUUCAGGAAGUGCCGAAUCUGCAAAGCAAGAACAGCAGCUUUUCCAGCCACCUUUGUAUGCUAACCAAUCUACUGCACCUUUUGUCUCCCCAGUUGUUGGAAUAUCUCCUCCUCCUCCUCCUCCUAUUGUUUCUAAUAGUAACUUGGAUAGACCUUCACUAUCCCCUUCGCCGUAUACAUUUAAUGAAGGUGGAAGUGGGAGGAGAGGGUGUGGCGGCUCUUUAGAGAAAGUAGUUGAAAGGAGGCGGAGGAGGAUGAUUAAAAACCGGGAAUCUGCUGCAAGAUCUCGAGCCAGGAAGCAGGCAUAUACUUUAGAAUUGGAAGCGGAAGUAGCAAGAGAGAAGGAAAUUAAUGCACAACUGAGGAAAAGACAGGCUGAACUUUUGGAGAUGCAAAAGGAACUGGUAAAAGUCUCUCUUGUCUCAUGUUAUGCUGUCUAGUAUUCUUCUCAUGCAAUGUAGAAUGGCUUUCUGAAUGCUAAAAUUUAUUAUUAGCAGUAUAAAUGCGUGUGAGAAAUAGGGUUGGUUUAGAAUAAUAAUUUGGCAAAGCGUAUGAAGCAUUCAAUGAGUGACCCUAUUUAUAAGGAUAUACAAAUAAAUCUAACUGAUUUAGGAAGACUAGUCUGACAGAUAAAAUAAAGUAAAAUGCAUUUAGUUACACUUACAGCUGUGCUGUUUAGGCCAUUUAGUCCAAUUGAGCAACAUAGCAAUAUAUACUCUAUAAUCUGUACUUCGUUUUAUGUUUUAUACUUGUUACAUUAUGAUAGAGUUACAUGAUUGAGUUGGAGUUGCUCAACUGGGCAUCAGCCACUUGGGCUAAACUAUAUUAAAAGAUUGAAUCCAGUCUUCUGUUCACUGGUUCAUCCCAAGCUCUUAUUAACUCAUCAUUUCUCUUCACUCGUUCGAUGUGACUCUAAUACAUUCUAUAUAAGUAUAUAGUAGUCUAGAGUGAAACUGCUAUUUGGAAUAUAAUCUUAAGCAAAGGGAGGCUGCAUUAGGGUUUAAUUUUAACAACACUCUUGAAGACAAAAUAUAAUACCAUAUUUAAUUUUUUUCCUCAUAACUUCAAAUCAACCUUCUAUUUUUUUUUUUUAAAUUAUCAUGCAUGAUGCAAAUUUGUUUUAUAGGAGAAAACGAGUGUGCCGCGUGAAGGAAAGUCUAUACGCUUGAGGAGGACGCUAACCGGGCCGGUGUAAAAAAGUGUUGGGCAGAAGCGUAUAUUAUAUAUGAUCAGACAUAGUUACCUUAAAUGCAGCUAGACAGGUUUCGGUCAUACUGCUCCCAUGACCUGAUUCGGAUUUUCAUCUUUGUAGGGAAUAUAAGAAGACAUAGUGUAAAUUAAUGAUGUUCUUACUUCUUAGCAUUAAGCAUAUGUUUCAUUAGGUGCUUUUUUUGAAUGAGAGUACAGUAUAAAGUUAGUUAUGUAAUUGACUUAUGUAAUCUGAAUCCAAAUGCGAAUCUCAUUUUCUGUUUUCUCAACAUAUACUACGUAUGUUUAUAGACUAUGGUUACAU